Coprinopsis cinerea okayama7#130 is the source of this 2943-nucleotide messenger RNA. Its product is annotated as other/FunK1 protein kinase. Bases 1 to 2943 code for a protein of 980 amino acids. The transcript has 7 exons. NCBI's taxonomy places the organism in Eukaryota, Fungi, Basidiomycota, Agaricomycetes, Agaricales, Psathyrellaceae. The record is from RefSeq and is a predicted model, not a curated record.
AUGAAGCCUACGACAGAGCCGAUAACGCCGAAGCGAGACCCGGUGGCUCAGGCUGUCUUUGGGGCUAAAUCAGCACCCGUAGGGACCACUCCACGAACAGGGCAGGACAUUGCCAACGUCGACGAAACAACCACCGCACUCCGCAUCGACAUCGCUCGGUUGAUGAAUUUGGAGGUCGUCCUUUGCGAUGCUGAAGCCUUUCUCGGAUACUACAUGCCCAAAUACGACAAGGAUACAGCGAAACAUGUUCUUUUCCUCCUGGCCACUGAGAAGAGGCAAGAUGGCACCACCGUUCUUGUACCACGCCACACUUCCAACACCCCAGUGGACUCCAAGCAAACGGGCGACGAUGAUGAGGUAUCCGUCAAUGCAGACGGUGAAGGCUAUGAGGAAGGGCCUGAAGACUCUGCCACAGAGGAUGAGAUGGACGACGGGCAAGGAGCCACAUCGAUUUUCAAAAAAAAGGCAAGAAUAGUCUUGGAGGAAGCCGAUUGGGACGACGACGAAGAGCAGUACCCUGACGAAUUCGGGGGAGAGACGACGGAGAACACGAACGAUGAUGGAGAGGAAGACUGGGAAGAGUAUAUUUACCCCUACUUUCUCAACGACUUCAAGCACAGGCCAUCCAUGGUGAAGAAGACGUACCUCGUCAACAAGAAGAAACGAGUUGCCAAUUUGCGCAGGGUCGACGAGGGCUCGCUUUUCAGCACGCUAACUGGGAUUGGAAACGCUGUCCGCGAUGCUCUUCGAGCCAAAGGAGUGGCGAUAAACGGCUAUCACAUCUUAAUGUGUCCCAACACGACAAUGACGUCUGGGAUAGAUGGGUGCGAUCAGAGAAUUGACGCUGCCCUCACAAAGAAGAGAGAUUUCAAAGGGAUAACAGUCUACGACGUCAUUGUCCCAUUCGAGUUCAAAGUGGACUGCAAGAACAGCAUCAUAUUUGAGAACCGUAGGCAGGUGGUUUCGCAUGUCAAUCAUACCAUGAGCGACGAUCCUCGCCGCCUGUUUAUGUAUGCGAUCUCUAUUGAAGAUGACCUUGUGUCCGUUUGGUACUUCUCUCGGUCACAUUCGGCCAAAGCCGCCUGUUUCAGCAUGGUUGAGCGCCCCGAUAUUCUCGUCAAGGUCUUUAUCUCCCUUUUCUGCGCGACGGAUCAACAACUCGGCUUCGACCCAUAUGUCACCCUGGUUGAAGACCACAGAUUUGUUUACGAACUCCCGCCCAACGAGAAUCGCUGCAAGUCUCUCUUCUACCGAACCAUCGAAUGCAUCUCCCACCCACGCCCCCUACGGCUUAGAGGACGGUCAACUCGAGUUUGGAAGGUCGAGCAGGUACAAUCGAAAAAAGACCACACUCGUGUUGCAGGGACGGGGGAGAUGAUAUUGAAGGACGUCUCCCUGAGCUCUGAUACGGCAACAGAGUAUGACAUUCAGAACAUGAUGUUCAAUGACAUGGACAAACUUGCGAGUGAUCCAAACUGGCGCAAGCGCGAUAUCUUGAAGGACUGCUCUCCGGAGCAGUUGGAGGAACUGGAAGGCGUCUUGGACAGCCGUCGUUUCAGAGAGCUCUUCUCAUGCGUGAAAGAGCACCAUGUGGGCAACUCUGGUCUUCUCGUCAUCCCAUAUUCAUGGAGGCUUCCGUCAGUCUUCUUGAGGCCAAAGAAACUUAGCCACCCCUGCUAUAAUGUUCGCACCAAUGCGGCCGUCGACUCGCCAUCGAAGGAUGAGGUACUGAAUGACGAUUCGAGCCAAGCGAAGGACUCGGAGGAAGAGAUGAUACCUACGCAGGCAUUGGUUCCUCGAAGGCAGUGUCGGCUUGUAUUCCACCACGUUUAUACGCCCCUGCUCAAUAUCCGAACUAUGGGCGAUGCUAUGGAUAUUCUAAAAGGGUGCGUGUUAGCUCUCCGUGUCAUGUUCUGUGCAGGAUGGGUCCACCGUGAUCUCAGUCCUGGCAACAUCCUCGCCGCCCGCACAUCCGCAAAUGGUCCGUGGCAAGUCAAGCUCUCCGACCUCGAAUACGCGAAACGGUUUCCGUCAGAUUAUUCGCCAAGUUCCACGCCCAAAACGGCAUCCCCACACUUUUUAGCGUACGAAGUGGCGACCAAGCAACCGAUUACUUUCGAAUCCCAUAACGAGGACACAAUCCUAGGCUCAGAACCGGAGGAUAUGGCGGACAAUGAAAAGAUGGCGCCGGUUUCCCACUUGACCGAUCUUCAUACCUUCCAGCACGACUUGGAGUCCAUCUGGUGGCUUUCUAUUUGGCUGGGGACCGUAAAAGUGGACGAAAAACUUCCAAGACAGAAAUUCAUGGACGUCGUGUUCCCAACAAAACUAGGGCUUGACAACCGGAAAGACCACGAGCGCUGGCGCUUGCUGACCGACAAAACACCACUUCAUGAGGACAAGGACCUAAUGAAUAGUCUGCCGCGAGCCCUAUCUCAGACCUCCUUCCUCCAGGCCCUAGAACUUCUUAAGAAGCAUCUGCUUGUGGAGUACAAGAAACGUAAUCUCCACGGCAAGCAAAGAGAGAUAGGCAGCUAUUCCUGGAUUAUCAAUGGUACAUUUCGAGGUUUUUUCCGCACGAUAGAUCGCUCGCGGCAGGAUUGGGCUAACAUCCGGCUUAUCGAGGACCCGAAACCGCAACGAAAGUCCGCGAAAGUAAAAGAGCCCUCCGACAACCUUGAUGCCCCACCUGCAGAUCCACUCACGGGCCAGAAGCGCAAGUUUCGACAGCCAAUUCGAUUUCAAUUUGAAAGUGAUAACAGAAGAGGAGAAAGGACCAUUGCUCCCCUUCCACGUCGAAAAAAGGGACAGGGACCUUCAGAGCCUUCACCAUCCUUGCAGACAUACAACAAGCCCACUCAAGUAAACGAUAGCAUGGGAAUGGGAACGAAUGGUGAGGAAGAUGAAGCAAAACAGGGACGGAGGAAGAGAGCCCGCCGCUGA